CGAUUCCGAUUUUUUGCUUAAAUUUUUUCUUGUUCUCCGUUCGAUAGCUAAAACUUCUAUAGUUUUGUAAAACUUUACUAAGUGACCUUUUCUCCAAGGCUCUCUGCAUUUAUUUUCCCUUAUUUGAUAGGUAAAUAAUAAGUAAACUUAUUUUAAACAAUCCAACACGGAAAAGCACACAUAGACGAGAAGUGCUGACAAUGGCGGAAUCUGUGGAUAAUGGUGGAAAAUAUAGACGAGACAGGAGGAAGUUUGCCUUGAUCUCUUACAUCCUGACUGUAGUUUUUUUGCUUGUUGCUUUUGGAGAAUGGUGCAUGUUUUAUUUUAUAAAGGCGGCUAAGGACUUUUUUAUUCUCAAACCCUGGAUAAUGUCUAUUAUUUUUGUAAUUGGACUAAUACUCCUCGUUCUGUUCAUCUUCUUUGAAGUCCUGCGGUUUAAUUUCAAGAUCAAUUGGCUCUUUGCACUGCUGAUUUACGAAUGUGUUGUCCUUGGCGUUGUCCCGCUGGUGGUUCGCCAGCAGCUUAAUCCGUUUCUGAUCAGUUUCGGUGUAUGGACUUUUGCUCUGUUGGUCUUUGUUGUAUUCGGCACUUUAAUACCGUGUGACCUGACCCUAAAUGUCGUGGUGUUAUAUGUACUUGCUGUGACGUCCAUUAUCGGCGCUAUAUUCUUUCUUAUGCUUUAUAUCGUGAUUAAUAUCCCAUAUUCCUUCAUUGUCGUUUGUUUCUUCAUUGUUCUGAGCAUAUGUUUGUUCGUAAUGUAUCACGCACAGAUUAUUAACGGAGGACGAUUUGCAGAGAUGCGCACGAAUGACUAUUUUUUAGCAGCACUUAUUUUGUUUCUAGACUUUCUUCUUAUGUUUCUUUUCUCAUUCCAAAUAGCCCCAAAAUGGUCAGACGAAUGUGACGAAAAUAAUUGGAUAAAUGGAACAUAUACCAAUAGUACCACCACCACCACAUCCGCAUAUAAAUUACACAUUGCCCAACACUAGAGCGUCUUUG
This is a messenger RNA of Drosophila serrata, 999 nucleotides long. RefSeq lists its product as uncharacterized. Lineage: Eukaryota; Metazoa; Arthropoda; Insecta; Diptera; Drosophilidae. The record is from RefSeq and is a predicted model, not a curated record.